CUCCCGCCGGGCUCGCGGCAGCGGGGCCUCCCUUCUCCCCCCGCAGAGCCCUCCGCGAUCCCGCCCCGCUCAGGCGCGCUGCCGCGGCCGGGAGGAGGGGCGGCCUUCCCCGCCCGCCGGGUGGGCGGGAUCUCAGACCCCCAGCGCCGGCCUUCGGCCACCACGCCCCUCCCCGGAAGAGGCCCGACUACCCCGAGGGCGGGUCCGGGGGCUCCCUUGGCCGGGCCGAUCCCGGGGACCCCCGAGACUGGCUCCAAGAGUGACGUGGGGAAGGAGACCUUAGCCCGCCGCCGCCUCCGAGCAGGCCGCCAGGUGAGCGCCGGGACAGGACGCCGGCUGCUGGAGAUGGGCGCCCGGUCCUCGCGGCGGCGGCUGCCGGCAGACCCGCCCAUGGCCCUGGACACGCUGCCCCCGGAGCUGCUCGUGCAGGUGCUGAGCCACGUGCCACCGCGCGGGCUAGUAACGCAGUGCCGUCUAGUGUGCAGCGCCUGGCGCGACGUGGUAGACGGGCCCACCGUGUGGCUGCUGCAGCUGGCCCGCGACCGCAGCGCGGAGGGCCGCGCACUCUACGCCCUAGCUCUGCGCUGCCUGCCCAACAGCGAGGAAGACGAGGAGUUCCCGUUCUGUGCCCUGGCGCGUUACUGCCUGCGUGCGCCCUUGGGCCGCAAUCUCAUCUUCAACUCCUGCGGAGAGCAGGGCUUCAAAGGCUGGGAGGUGGAGCACGGAGGGAACGGCUGGGCGGUGGAAAAAAACCUAACACUGGUGCCCGGGGCUCCUUCCCAAACCUGCUUCGUGACUUCUUUCGAAUGGUGCUUCAAGAGACAGCUUGUGGACCUGGUAAUGGAGGGGGUAUGGCAGGAACUGCUUGACAGCGCUCAGAUUGAGAUCUGUGUGGCAGACUGGUGGGGAGCCCGAGAAAACUGCGGCUGUGUCUACCGACUCCGGGUCCGCCUCCUGGACGUGUAUGAAAAUGAAGUGGUCAAGUUCUCAGCAUCACCGAACCCAGUCCUUCAGUGGACUGAGAGGGGCUGCCGACAGGUCUCCCACGUCUUCACCAACUUUGGCAAGGGCAUCCGCUACGUAUCUUUUGAGCAGUACGGGAGAGACACACGUUCUUGGGUGGGGCACUAUGGUGCCCUUGUGACCCACUCCAGUGUGAAGGUCAGGAUCCGUCUGUCCUAACAACUGCCAGAUUGGGCCUUCCAGGACACACCGCCAUCUGCUGGACAUUGUCAUUCAAGAGUGGCUUUGCAGCCAGGAAUUAAGAGGAUGCCCAGGUACAGUGGCCAUCCCACAUGGUCUGUUCCCAGCACACCUCCCAUGAACCCCACUUUCUGCUGUUUACGAGGUGGUGCUCGUGCUGUGUGACAAACCAGGAAUCCAACCAGGCUGCUCACAGUCCCCAGGUCCCCAGAUGGGGGGUGGUGUUGGAAAAUGAGAGACUUGUAGUUAGUUUGUAGCCUACAAGUUGUUUCCGCCAAUCUGGAUGGUAGAAAGAAUGACCCAGAUUUACAGCAAAGCAGAAGGGACAGCUGCCAACAGGGAGCCACUGACUCUUGCUGGGUUAACCUGAUAGCUGGCAAGGAGCAGAAGUCAGCUGGAGCACUCUGUCCUUGAGAUCAACAAGGGCUUAAAAGGAAACCUUUUCUGUUGUUUUGGGGAAUCUGGGAUUUUCCUGCUGGGGUAAGUGGCCAACCCUGUGCAAUAGCACCUGCCCUGCCCAUCAGCUCCUCCUCUUUGGACCAGGCUGGUGCAACUUCUGUCAGAAUUCCUCAGAGCCAGCUGGGCAUAGUGGCUCAUGCCUGUAAUCCCAGCACUUGGGAAGCCAAGGCCUGAUUGGAUUGCCUGAGCUCACAGGUUCGAGACCAGCCUGAGCAAGAGUGAGACCCCAUCUCUAAAAAUAGGGCAUUGUGGCAGGCCUGUAGUCCCAGCUACUUGGGAAGCUGAGGCAAGAGAAUCACUCGAGCCCAGGAGUUGGACUUUGCUGUGAGCUGUGAUGCCACAGCACUCUACCCAGGGUGACAGCUUGAGGCUCUAAAAAAAAAAGACUAAAUACAUAGAAUGUGGAACAUUAUAUGGAAAACAGACAGACGCACAGGAGGGACACAAGGCUGUUUUACCCUAGCCCUUACUAUAAAGUGAAAAAGUAUCAGAGGGUGACAAAGUAAGACUUCUUCUUAAAAAAUUAAAAAGAAUUUGGCAGCGCCUGUGGCUCAAAGGAGUAGGGCGCCAGCCUCAUAUGCUGGAGGUGGCAGGUUCAAACCUAGCCCUGGGCAAAAACUGCAAAAAAAAAAAAACGAACUAAAACUAAAAAAAUUAAAAAGAAUUCCUCAGAGCCUCCUACCUUCUGCCCCUGUUUUAGGGUCAGCUCACUUCCUGCAUUCACUGCCUUUUCUCCAGGACACUCUAGUGCAAGGUGUGCCAUGAAGGAAAGCUCUGCUGUCCCCCAUCAAACCGUACCAUCACCCCUUGCCCUCUUCUCCUUAGCUACCUCUCCACAUUGCUCCCAGUUUCCCAGCCGGGCAUAGCAAACAAACUAGUUCAAUAAAAUUGGUGCCAAAUGUGAGAUGGACAACUUUUCUUUUUUUUUUAGUUUUUAAAAUACAGUUUAAUAUAUGUUCAUAGCAAACUGGAAACCUUGGAAUCAUGGUUGCAUGUAGGAUAACACAAAUGCAUGGAUGCAAUCUGCCCUUUGAUAUAAUGCACAUUUAGUUGUCAUCAAUAAGAUAUUUGAUUUUUAAAAGUCCAAUGCUAGUAUUGUCCAGACAAAACGAACUCGUUUAUACCUAUUACGAAGUUGAACUGCUAAUUAGUUCCCUGAGACAUUUGGACUUGGCACUAAUGAUUUACAUACUGAGUUUAUAUUAAAAGUCCACAUUAAAAGAAAACAGGAAAAACUGUCAGAUUCUAACUUUUCUCUCUAAUUUCCCACGCCAAAUCAUAGGCUUUGGUACCUUUGGACCCAAUGGAAAACAAAACAAAUCAGCUAACAUUCAAAACUAAGGAUAACAGGUAGAGGAUUAAAAAAAAUGAGAACACGAUUAUCUGGACCAGCGCAGACUCCUAAGCGCGCUCUCCGCGAAUGCGGCGCGCCAGCUGCAUGUCUUUGGGCAUAAUGGUGACACGCUUGGCAUGGAUAGCACACAGGUUGGUGUCUUCAAAAAGACCCACCAGAUAGGCCUCGCUGGCCUCCUGCAAAGCACCCACUGCUGCGCUCUGGAAGCGCAGGUCUGGCAGGAGGGCCUGAGCCACCUCCGGCACCAGGCGCUGGAAGGGGCAGCUUGCGGAUGAGAAGCUCCGUGGACUUCUGGUAACGUCAGAUUUCCCGCAACGCCACGGUGCCCGGCCUGUACCGGUGGGGCUUCUUCAGCCCUGACAGAGGGGGCACCCGCUUGCCGGAGACUUUCGUGGCCAGCUGCUUUCUGGGCGCCUUGUCGCCAAUCUGCUUGCGGGCGGUCUGCUUGGUCUUCGCCAUGGCAGGGGCGCAGGCCUGGGCCCUUCUCCUUGGCCGAUCUGGGCGCGCUGCAGGCGGUGCUGGAGUCAGAGCGAGGGCGCCCUGGCAGUGCACAGUGUGUAGGUCCGAAGUCCCGCUGCUCCAAGUGAGUGACCUCCUCCUCUGCUCAGGGUGGCACCGGGGGAUGUUCAAGGGUGGGCGGCCCCUUGGAGGCUGCCUUGUCUAGGGAGGGAUCUGGCGAGCAGACUCAGGUCGGUGGCCCGAUGUGAUGCCUAAGGCUUGGAAGACCCUGACCUGUGCAUCCUUUCUGGCUGUUGGUCUGGGGAUGCUCUGAGUUCCUAGACUUCUCCGAGAUGGACAACUUUUCUUUUCAUCUGUCUCCAGCUUUGAUCCCAAAAGACCUUGUGGUUUCAUGUUCAUAGUCAUGAGAACUUCGGGCGGCUGCAUGCUUAGUGCUAUGCAGGAAAUGGCUUCCAGAACCAAAAUGGCCGUGAUACAUCAGUUCUCAGUGGGACUUCCAGCUCCUCUUAGGCAGGCACCUGUACCACUGAACUGAAGUUCAGGCUUGGAGUUCCAAUGACCUGCCCAUGAUCCCCAACAGUAAGAAGGAGAGGAUCCCCAAUAGUAAGAAUGGACCAGAGUUGGGCGGCGCCUGUGGCUCAGUGGGUAGGGCACCAGCCCCAUAUACCAAGGGUGGGGGGUUCAAACCUGGCCCCAGCCAAACUGCAACAAAAAAAUAACCAGGUGUUGUGGUGGACGCCUGUAGUCCCAGCUACUGGGAGGCUGAGGCAAGAGAAUUGCCUAAACCCAGGAGUUGGAGAUUGCUGUGAGCUGUGUGACACCACAACACUCUACCCAGGGCGAUAAAAAGAGACUACAAAAAAAAAAAAAGAAUGGGGUGGUGCCUGUGGUUCAAAGGAGUAGAGCGCCGGCCCCAUAUGCUGGAGAGGGCAGGUUCAAACCCAGCCCCCGCCAAAAACUGCAAAAAAAAAAAAAAAAGGAUCAGAGUUGGGCUCCAGAGUGUACUGAAAUAAGCUCAGUUCCCAGAUCUUAAAAUCUAAUGUGUUCGUGUGAGGAAUUAUUUUUUUUUUUUGUAGAGACAGAGUUUCACUUUAUGGCCCUCGGUAGAGUGCGGUGGCAUCACACAGCUCACAGCAACCUCCAACUCCUGGGCUUAGGCGAUUCCCUUGCCUCAGCCUCCCGAACCUGGGACUACAAGUGCCUGCCACAACGCCUGAUUAUCUUUUUGUUGCAGUUUGACUGGGGCCAGGUUUGAACCCGCCGCCUCAUGUGAGGUAUUAUUAUCAGUCAGUGCCAUUUUCCAAGGGAGGACACUGAGGCCCAGAGGGGAACUGACAUGGCCAGGUCACAGAGCAAUUAAGUAGAGCCAGGAUUUGAACCAAAGAGUAUUUGACUCUGGUGAUAAUAUAAGAACAACUCCCCCAUAUAGAGCAGCACACCACACUGAACUCUUUCAACACCCCUCCAUAUCAACAUUACAACUACUCCCAUUUUCCAGUAGACCAAGCUUGAGGGCGGGCUUAUGUCCCCCCCACCCCCACCCCACAGCCUGCAGGACAGGGAACUGGGCCUCAGUGCCACCUAACUGCAAAGCCUAAGAGCAGCCUUCCACGUGUGAUAUACACAUAUAUAACAUCUAAUUUAAUCUUCACCAAACUGAAUGAAGAUACUGCAAAUGGACCUACAGCAGAACCUCUGUAAGCAACCACAGGGGGCUGUAACUGGUCAACAUAGGGAACUAGGCCUACUGUACUCAUUUGUGUGUAUAUAUGUGGAACAUGUCUGGUCUAUGAAGAUGGUAGACCUAGCCCAGUGCGGUGGCUAACACCUGUAAUCCUAACACUCUAGGAAGCCGAAGCGGGUGAACUGCUUGAGCUCAGGAAUUCUAGACCAGCUUGAGCAGGAGAUCCCCUAGUUGGGCAUUGUGGCGGGCACCUAUAGUCCCAGCUACUUGGGAGGCUGAGGCAAGAGAAUUGCGUAAGCCCAGGAGUUGGAGGUUGCUGUGAGCUGUGACAGCACUCUACCCAGGGUGAUGGCUUGACGCUCGUCUCAAAAAAAAAAAAAAAAAAAGAGACCCCCAUCUCUACUAAAAAUAAAAAAAUUAGCCGGGCGUUGGGGAGGAGGCUGGAGGCGCCUAUAGUCCCUGCUACUCAGGAGGCUGAGCAAGAGGGUUACUCAAGCCCAAGAGUUUGAGGUUGCUGUGAGCGAUGAUACAUGGCACUCUACCCGGAGCAGAGUGAGAGUCUGUCCCUUCCAAAACAGAAAAAAGAAAAUUAGUUGACCUAAGGAAGUGGUCAAUACAGGAAAGUGGUCAACUAUGGAGGUUCUACUGUAUUUUCUGGAGGAAGAACUGAGGACCUAAGGGGACAUCAAUUGCCAUAACCACACUGAGGACAAACAUUGCACAAGGGGAGUCAUGUCACAAUUGUGAGGAUCUGUGUAUUUAUUAUAAUCCCUUUGCACCAGAUGACAAUAUAGUGUCUUGUGCUAGCAGAGAAGGUCCCUCAUGCCAACACUCUUAACA
Nycticebus coucang (slow loris) is the source of this 5999-nucleotide messenger RNA. RefSeq names its product F-box protein 17 (gene FBXO17). The record is from RefSeq and is a predicted model, not a curated record. Gene Ontology annotation, cellular component: SCF ubiquitin ligase complex; cytoplasm. Bases 346 to 1182 code for a protein of 278 amino acids. The transcript has 6 exons. NCBI's taxonomy places the organism in Eukaryota, Metazoa, Chordata, Mammalia, Primates, Lorisidae. Gene Ontology annotation, molecular function: ubiquitin protein ligase activity; protein binding. Gene Ontology annotation, biological process: glycoprotein catabolic process; SCF-dependent proteasomal ubiquitin-dependent protein catabolic process.